Messenger RNA from Orbicella faveolata, 1766 nucleotides. Its product is annotated as adenosine receptor A2a-like. Gene Ontology annotation, biological process: G protein-coupled receptor signaling pathway. Lineage: Eukaryota; Metazoa; Cnidaria; Anthozoa; Scleractinia; Merulinidae. The record is from RefSeq and is a predicted model, not a curated record. Gene Ontology annotation, cellular component: plasma membrane. Gene Ontology annotation, molecular function: G protein-coupled receptor activity.
GUUAAACAAACAAACAAACACAACAGAAAUAACCAAUAAGCGGCAAACAUCGUAACCGAAGUAUCCAGUAAUUUGAAUUACAUUUCAUGUGAUCGAAGCUCAAAUAACUCGUGACGCGGCAUUGCAUUCAAGAGAAUCAGUUCACCGUCACCGACGCAUCCUAGAAUUAGACCGCAAAUUUUCGACACAUUUCACGUGAUCGAUGCUCAAAUAAAUCGUGACAAGACAUGAUUGCAUUUCAAGGGAAUAUAUGAUGUUCGACACUGACUCGCUAAAUACACGAGUGCUUUGGAUUACCUUUAAAUUUUGGUUGCCCCCAAAAAUUUGGUCAUACCGACUGACCUGUCCAGCAGUCCACGGGCUGUGAACAGAAAAUGUCUCUCAUACUUGGGCUAGAUCCGUGCGGAAAUGCUACAGUUACACCUCCAAAUUAUUUGUCUUUCUUCACGGCCUCAUCUUCAAUAUUAAUUACUAUCGUUGCGUCUGUUGGAAACUCUCUUGUGGUCAUUGCUGUCAUCUGGAAUCCUUACAAAGACUUGCGGACACCGUUUAACUACUUCGUAGUCAAUCUUAGCAUUGCGGACCUUGUCGUUGGACUCAUUCUAGGGCCUUUGUCUACGAUUUCUCACGUGCUUGAGGGACUUGACAUGCUGAAGCCGCCUUUUAAACACGCAGUCCAUAUAGUGUACUUCACUUUUUGCACCGCGUCACUUCUCAGCCUAACAGCCAUGGCGCUCGAUCGCUAUCUCGCCAUAAUGCACCCUCUGAGUUAUCGAACCAACCUUAGCCCUGUCAGGGCGUUGUUGAUUUCAGUUCUGUUGUGGAUUGUGUCCAUUCUGCUUUCGAUGAUCUAUUUCAUUGUGGGGUACGACAGAUUUCGCUUCAUCUUUGCGAACACUGCUGUAGCUGUUACCAUCAUUGACCUGAUCUUUACAACAACGAAGAUUCUGAAGCAUUUGCGACACCAGAUGCAGCAAUGGGACGACUUGCUCGAGAGUUCAGGGGAGAACUUGAUUAUGAGAAAGUUAAUGAUGUGGGAAAAGAAAAUGACGAAAACACUGCUCAUUGUAACGCUGUUGUUUCUUACUUUUUAUCUCCCAUCAUGUAUUUUUAUUUACAUCAUCGACCUCUGCACAAAUUGUCAUUGUGUGUUUAUUCAUUGGAUCAGGGACUUUCAGUGGCUUCUUGUAAUGACCACUUCAGCCGUGAAUCCAUUUGUGUACGCCUGGAGAUUGGAAAAUUUUCGAAGGGUUUUCAGGGGCAUUGUGACAUGUCACACGUGUAUUAGGUCCAUGUCAGUUUUGAACCACAAUCAUUAUCAACCGUUGUGAACGCUAAUGGGUCUUAAAACAGCUACGUGUGAAAGGUGCAAUUUAGUUGAUAUAGAGGACGUUAAGUAGACAGCCGAAUAAACUGAAAUGCAGAACUACCAGAAAGGUAAUUUCAAAGGCCUAUGGCGGCCAUAAGCCGGUGGGGGUCAAUAUGUGUAAAGCACGGGACGGUUUUCUCCAUGAUGACUGUCUCGUGGGGUAUACGUGACAAAUCAACAUCACACACCGCUGCUGACCGACUAUCGGUUUAUUUCGGUUGAUAUCGAGCGACCUUUAGAUUUGGGUAGGUGUACGACAAUGUGUUCGAUUAACAAUUUUCAAUUUCAGUGCUCGUGCUUUCGCUUGGUAUACGUCACAUAAAUCUUGUACCGAUAGUCUACUAACUAUUAACUGAAUGUCAGUGAUGUUUGUAAAACAAGACGGUAUGAAAAAAGA